Messenger RNA from Corylus avellana, 1775 nucleotides. RefSeq names its product serine/threonine-protein kinase STY13. NCBI's taxonomy places the organism in Eukaryota, Viridiplantae, Streptophyta, Magnoliopsida, Fagales, Betulaceae. The record is from RefSeq and is a predicted model, not a curated record. Gene Ontology annotation, biological process: protein phosphorylation. Gene Ontology annotation, molecular function: ATP binding; protein serine/threonine kinase activity.
AUAAAACCCCCAUUUUCUUUCUUCCUGUUGGUCGUCUCGGUCUUCGUCUUCUACAUUUUGCAUACCCACGCAUAGAGCGAGCAAGAGAGAGAGAGAGAGAGGGCUCAGGUGCAAUCUUGACCGUCCAUCUUGGGUUUUCGCUUUCCGAUUCGAUCGGAAUCGCAGUCGCGCGGUCGGUCCAUCUUGAUCGAGGGUUUUGCUGAGGGGGUUUUCAGUUUGGGAUUUCUAAUGUUGAAGAAAUAAGAGGCUUGAAGGUUUUGCUGCCUGGGCGGGAAAAUGUUGGAAGGUGGUCCAAAAUUCACUGGAGUAAUAGACCUGAACAGCCAUGGCAACAACUAUGAUGAUUUGUCACAAGUAUUUUACCAUAAGCUUGGCGAGAAUUCCAACAUGUCCAUUGAUAGUUUUGGAAGCCUGCAAACAAGCAAUGGUGGAGGCUCUGUGGCAAUGUCUAUAGAUAACAGCAGUGUUGGUUCAAAUGACUCCCACACUCGCAUUUUGAAUCACCAAGGGUUGCGGCGGCGUGCUUCUGACAACCACUCUGUUGCACUGAGUGUUAAUCGUCGAGGAAGAGUUACACAUGCUCUGAGUGAUGAUGCACUGGCCCAAGCGUUAAUGGAUAGCAAUUUCCCCACUUUGGGGCUUGAGAAUUAUGAUGAAUGGACAAUUGAUUUAAGGAAACUUAAUAUGGGGGCUGCUUUUGCUCAAGGGGCUUUUGGGAAACUCUACAGAGGUACUUAUAAUGGUGAGGAUGUUGCUAUAAAGAUCUUGGAGAGGCCAGAAAAUGAUCCAGAAAAGGCACAAUUGAUGGAGCAACAAUUUCAGCAGGAAGUAAAGAUGCUGGCAACAUUGAAGCAUCCCAACAUAGUUCGGUUUAUUGGUGCCUGUAGGAAACCAAUGGUUUGGUGCAUUGUAACUGAGUAUGCAAAGGGGGGUUCUGUUCGGCAGUUUUUGAUGAAGCGACAGAAUCGGGCUGUUCCAUUGAAACUGGCAGUCAAACAGGCAUUGGAUGUUGCAAGGGGGAUGGCAUAUGUGCAUGGUCCUGGGUUGAUUCACAGGGAUUUGAAAUCUGACAAUCUUUUGAUUAAUGCAGACAAGUCCAUCAAGAUUGCAGAUUUUGGAGUUGCCCGCAUUGAGGUGCAGACUGAAGGAAUGACACCAGAGACGGGGACAUACCGCUGGAUGGCUCCGGAGAUGAUCCAGCAUAGGCCUUACACACAGAAAGUAGAUGUCUAUAGCUUUGGGAUUGUUCUCUGGGAACUCAUUACUGGAAAUCUUCCAUUUCAAAACAUGACAGCAGUGCAGGCAGCAUUUGCAGUCGUCAACAAAGGUGUCCGGCCGACCAUCCCCCAUGAUUGCUUACCAAUUCUCUCUGAAAUCAUGACCAGAUGCUGGGAUGCCAACCCUGAUGUUAGGCCGCCCUUCGCCGAAGUUGUCAAAAUGCUUGAGAAUGCAGAGACUGAGAUCAUGACAACUGUCCGCAAAGCCCGUUUCAGGUGUUGUAUGGCCCAACCGAUGACUGCGGAUUGAUCCCCAAAAUAAUAAAAAAAAAUUAAAAAAUAUAUAUAUAUAUUGAACAAGAAAACAACUAUAAGAUCAGUACAAGAGAAAUGGUGAAAAGCUGAAAGAAGGGCAUGAGAAAAUGAUUGUAUCUUAGCCUUGUGUAUUUAUCACGUUUGAAAACUGUUAUUACCAUAAGAACUGUUUGUUUUGGGCUUUCUAUUUUAAUGGAUUCUGUUGUUGAAUUAGUAAUAGACGAAAAUUGAUGCGUAUGUAUA